CUUGAAUUUUCUUUAUUUAUUCUUUUAAAAUUAAUUGAUUAAAUAAAUAAAUAAACAUUUUGCCAAGGAAGAAGCCCCAAGAAGAACAAAAGAGAGAGAUAUAUACACACACACACAAACACAACAGACAUUUAUACAUACAAAAAUGGCAUAUUAUCAACGUGACGAUCAUAAUGGGGGUUAUAAGAACUCAGCAACACCACCCUAUUCUAACAACCAAGAUACCUAUGCAAUGCAUAAUAUGCCACAGACAGCAUAUACUGGAGCAAAUCAACAAUCUUACUACGAUGAUAAAAACACCAAUUACAACAGCUACUACAACGCUCCUACUCCAGCAUCCUCAGAGGGUUACAAUUACCCAGGUCCGACUCCAAAGGCUCACCAGAACCCAGCCGACUACCAACACAUCUACGAACCCCAAGGAUACGUAGACAAACCAGACUUUUAUAAUGUCGACGGGCCUAAGAAAAGAUCAUGCUGCGAUCUACUGUGCUGCGGGUGCUGCGUCUGCUGUCCUCGCUGGUUUCGUUGGAUCGCAUGUAUCAUCUUAUUGAUCAUCAUUGGCCUGGGUAUUGCUGUGGGAGUAUUGGCUGCCAUAUUCAAAACCCCCAGUGUUGAUUUCAAAGGAAUCGAAGGCCAGCCGUCCUUCAACCUCCAGGGUACAACUGCCAACAUUAGCACCGUUCUUUCCAUUAGUGUCAAUAACCCAAACAUCGAGAGUGUUACAUUUGAAAAGAUUAUUGCAAAGGCAAGUAAUCAAAGACAAAGACAAAGCCAAAAAGAAAGAAAGAAAGCUUAUUAUCCUAAUUAUCACAACAUUUCUUUGGGAGGAGGACAAAAGAAUGAUGUUCACAUAAGCUCCAAUGCGAUUACCAAUAUUCUCUUUCCCUUUAAUCUCAUCAUCGAUCUCUCUUUACCCGAGCAGCAGUCCAUCAUGACCGAUUUGCUGGGCAAGUGCGGAUUCUUGGGCGGAGAGAAAGAACAGAUUAGUAUUGACUAUGAUGUCCAACCGACGAUCAAAAUCAUUGGUAUUCCAAUCACCAUCACAGUAUCAGACACAGCCCGCUUCCCAUGUCCUCUCCAGGAAAGUGAUUUUGAUACUCUUGUGAGUUCAACUCUUGGUAGUAUUUUCGGCUCUGCUGCCACAGGGUCAGGUGGUCUUGGUGAUUUAAUUGGCAAUGCUGCAAAGGCAGCUGGUAUUACAGGAUCGUAGAAGAAUAAUGUAAAAUAACAACAACAACCAUUGUAUUAUAUAUAAAUGCAUAUACGUAUGCGUAUGUAUACAGUAUUAUUUUUCUUAAAAUUAAGAAGAAGAAGAAGUAAUGAAAGAAAUCUAAAUUAUUAAUAUUAUUUUAUUUUAUUUUAUUAAAAAAAAACGCACCCACAC
Phycomyces blakesleeanus NRRL 1555(-) is the source of this 1387-nucleotide messenger RNA. RefSeq lists its product as hypothetical. The record is from RefSeq and is a predicted model, not a curated record. The transcript is spliced from 3 exons. The coding region runs from base 146 to 1213 and encodes 355 amino acids. NCBI's taxonomy places the organism in Eukaryota, Fungi, Mucoromycota, Mucoromycetes, Mucorales, Phycomycetaceae.